GGGCACGAGUUGAAAAUGGAGGCAUUAAAUCAGAAGUCUCUCGAGAGAGUGGUGUCACAGAAGGCUCUGCAAAUGGGAAGCUCGUUUCCGUGUCAAAUUUGCGUGGUGGGAUUUCUCUGCGGAGUCUGCCUUACCUCUUUCUUUUUGGCUGCUCUGACUUCCUUUGGCACUAUUCAAAUUGGUCCGGUUUCAUUCUCAUCCAUGUCCUUAGCUAAUUCAAGUUCCGGCAUUUUAAACAAGGUUACAUCUACGGGCUGUGAUUUGAAACUGAAGGAAACAGAGAGAUUAAAGGAUUUGAAGAGCAGUGGAGAGAGAAACAGCGAUGGGAAAGUGUCUUUGCUUUAUUCAGCGUGGAGUGGUUUGUUGACCAAAUCUUCAAACGAGACAUUUGAGAAGUUGCAGAAACUUGGAAUUAGUGGGUCCAGCUUGCCAAGUGCACCUCAUUUGGAAAACUGCAAGGUGAAAGCAAAGCUAUAUGAGCGCCUUGAUAAGCGUACUGGAAAUGAGAGCUUCCCUCCAUGGACAAGUUGGAAAGGGUUUUUAUCUGCCUACCCAGCUUCUGCAAACAACGCGCACAUUCAAUAUUUUAGUCACAAGGCUGCAUCAGACGGCACUUAUCCUCCCUGGAUUGCAGGAUCUGAUGAAGAAAACUAUCCUUUGACUAGAAAAGUGCAGAGGGAUUUAUGGAUGCAUCAGCAUCCACUAAACUGCAGGGACCCAGAUGUCAAGUUCCUUGUAGCUGACUGGGAGAGGUUACCUGGGUUUGGCAUUGGGGCUCAGAUUGCUGGAAUGUGUGGACUUCUUGCCAUUGCAAUCAGUGAAGGAAGAGUCCUUGUCACCAACUAUUAUAAUAGGGCUGACCAUGAUGGUUGCAAAGGGUCUUCCCAGUCUAGUUGGAGUUGCUACUUCUUACCUGAAACAUCCCAAGAAUGCCGCAACCGUGCUUUUGAACUUUUGAAAAGUGAAGAGGCAUUGAAAAAGGGAAUCGUGACCACAAAAGAAAAUUAUGCAUCAAAGCAUAUAUGGGCUGGGUCAACACCCAGGACAUGGGGUGAGCCUUGGAACUAUUUGCAGCCAACAACUGAAAUAAACGGCAGCUUACUUGCUUCUCAUAGGAAAAUGGAUAGACGGUGGUGGAGAGCACAGGCAGUACGCUACUUAAUGAGGUUCCCAACAGAAUACACGUGCAAUUUAUUGAAUGAGGCCCAUCACGCUGCAUUUGGUAAAUUAGCCGCGAAAAUGGUUCUUGACGGUCUACCGGGAGACUGGCCAAAGAGUACCGGUAAGAAGCGAAGGUCGGAUAUUGAUGAUUAUGUGUGGUCAAAUCACAAGUCAUGGGUCCCAAGGCCCCUUCUAAGUAUGCACGUCAGGAUGGGAGACAAAGCAUGUGAGAUGAAAUUGGUGGAGUUUGAAGAGUACAUGCAGCUCGCCGACCGGAUUAGGAAUAGAUUCCCUAAUCUUGACAGCAUCUGGCUCUCAACUGAGAUGCAGGAAGUUAUAGACAAAACCAGAGAAUACCCUCAUUGGAAGUUUUACUAUACAAAGAUCAGAAGGCAAGAGAGGAGUAAUAUGUCAAUGGCGGAGUACGAAAGGAGCUUGGGUAGGGAAAAGAGCACUAAUUACCCGUUGGUGAAUUUCUUGAUGGCUGCUGAGUCGGAUUUUUUUGUGGGAGCAUUGGGGUCCACUUGGUGCUUCCUCAUAGACGGGAUGAGGAAUACUGGGGGAAAGGUAAUGGCUGGCUACUUGAGCGUCAACAAGGACAGGUUUUGGUAGAUUUCAUUCUUGUAAAUAGCUCUCUGCUCAACCAGCGCCUUUUUUUGUAAUAUUAUUCUUUCUCUGCAUGCACAACAAUAAUAGUACACCCUUAGCUCUGAUAAGAGUGAUCCAUAUUAUUUCUUAAAAUUUUUCGGUGUUUGACGUGCUAUUUGUACAGAAUAUAGAUGGCCCUUUCUUCGGAGGGAGCUAGAACUUAAGAAAUGCAAUCUUGCUUUGCAGGUUCGGGUGUAAA
Messenger RNA from Neltuma alba, 2008 nucleotides. RefSeq lists its product as uncharacterized. The record is from RefSeq and is a predicted model, not a curated record. The transcript has 8 exons. The coding region runs from base 16 to 1773 and encodes 585 amino acids. Gene Ontology annotation, molecular function: alpha-(1->6)-fucosyltransferase activity. Lineage: Eukaryota; Viridiplantae; Streptophyta; Magnoliopsida; Fabales; Fabaceae. Gene Ontology annotation, biological process: protein N-linked glycosylation.